AUGGCGUCCCCGGGCGGCGGCUCCCCGGGCCUCCUGCUCUGGCUGCUGCUCCUCCAGCCCUGGCUCGGUGGGGCGCAGAGCGGGUCCGCGUCGCCCCCACCCUCCUCGGCGCCCACCUCCCCGUCGUCCUCGGGGGGCGGCCACGAGGUCCCCGGCGCGAGCGUGUGGGGGGCUGAGGGACAGUCUGCGACCCCGGGGCCCCAAGAGGCUGCCGCAUCCUCCCAAGUGGUGGCGGUCACCCCAGGAUGCGGCCGGAGGUCCAUGAGGAUAGUGGGUGGAUUUCCUGCGGCAGAGGGGAAGUGGCCUUGGCAGGUGAGCCUGCAGAUCAAUGACAGACACAUGUGUGGAGGCUCCCUCAUUGCCAGUCGGUGGGUGCUGACCGCCGCCCACUGCAUAUUUGGCCAUGUGGAGUACACGGCAAAGCUGGGAGACAUCUUCAUGGAGGAGCGUACCUCCAGUAUGGCCAUCGAGAUCCCCGUCCAAGACAUCGUUAUUCAUCAAGAUUACAAUCCUAUCGGAUUAAUUGAGAAUGACAUUGCCCUUGCUCUGCUUGAGUUCCCUGUGAAUUUUUCCUCCCACGUGCAGCCUGUGUGCCUCCCCAAAAAGGCGUUCAUGGUACAAGGUGGUACUGAGUGCUGGGUGACUGGAUGGGGGAAGCUCAACGAAGCAGGAGUUGUGAAACGGCUACGGGAGGCUGAGCUAAACAUUGUCCGUUAUGAGAAAUGUAACACGAUGCUCCAAACAGAGAUGGAAACUAGCAGCGACCUAGUCAAGGAAGGGAUGGUCUGUGGUUACAGUACCCAAGGAAAGGAUGCCUGCCAGGGAGACUCUGGGGGGCCCCUGGUCUGUGAACUUAAUAAGACAUGGGUCCAGGUGGGGAUUGUGAGCUGGGGCAUUGGCUGUGGUCGCAAAAAUUUUCCCGGAAUUUAUACAGAAGUUAGUUUCUACAAGGACUGGGUCAUUGAUCGCUUGAGUCAGGCUUGCUCUUGGGACUCAGCAGGCUUCCUCCCACUUCUGUGCCUGGUGCUGCCCCUGGGCAUCCUGGUGGCCCCGUGA
Enhydra lutris kenyoni (northern sea otter) is the source of this 1056-nucleotide messenger RNA. RefSeq names its product protease, serine 43 (gene PRSS43). Gene Ontology annotation, molecular function: serine-type endopeptidase activity. The record is from RefSeq and is a predicted model, not a curated record. Gene Ontology annotation, biological process: proteolysis. The transcript has 5 exons. Lineage: Eukaryota; Metazoa; Chordata; Mammalia; Carnivora; Mustelidae. The coding region runs from base 1 to 1056 and encodes 351 amino acids.